AUGCCGCGGUUCGCUCUCUGGUCCUCACCCUCACCAUCACCUUCACCUUCGCCCAGCGAAAGCAAGAGCGCCGCGGCCACCAGCUCCUCGUCCUCGUCCUCACCCCGGCCAUCUUCCCCGACGACGCCGGCGACACAUUCGCCCGAUACCGCCGCUACUUCGCCCUCAAGUUCCACGCUUCGCCCACCGCCCUCCACCGCCUGGGCGGCCAAAGACAUUGUCCUCGAUCCGCAGCUGCCCGCUUCGCACCUCCGCACCGAGAUCUACAACCAACUCCAGGCGCUCGACGAGCAGCAGGACAAGAUCGCGGUGCAUCUCUCCCGCCUGCCUCCCCUGCCUGGCAGUAGGAGAGCGGCAGGCAUCGACAGCGACCAUGACGAGGUAGAGGAAGACGGCUACGAGAUCGUCGCGUCCCGACCCGCAGCAGCCGCAACCUUCGGCGAUCACGUUGAAGACGAAGAUGAAGAGAUGGUCAUGGUUGAAGAUGUCAACGUCGAGCAGAGGAGGAAGAGAUACAUGGCCGAUCUGGCGGCGAUAUGGAGGCAGAGGGAGCAGGUCAGGACCAAGGCCAGGAUGAUUGGGGUGCAGGUGGAUGGGUGGGGAAGAAGGGGCGACGGUCUCAUGACCCUGGAAGACGACGGAGCAGCGGCGGCGGCGGCGGCGAUGGUCGACUAA
This is a messenger RNA of Pseudozyma flocculosa PF-1, 675 nucleotides long. RefSeq lists its product as uncharacterized. The transcript has a single exon. The record is from RefSeq and is a predicted model, not a curated record. Bases 1 to 675 code for a protein of 224 amino acids. NCBI's taxonomy places the organism in Eukaryota, Fungi, Basidiomycota, Ustilaginomycetes, Ustilaginales, Ustilaginaceae.